Molecule: messenger RNA, 3362 nt
Organism: Hirundo rustica (Barn swallow)
Lineage: Eukaryota; Metazoa; Chordata; Aves; Passeriformes; Hirundinidae
Gene: TBX3
Product: T-box transcription factor 3
Exons: 7
Coding region: 495-2690 (731 amino acids)
Biological process (GO): positive regulation of DNA-templated transcription; regulation of transcription by RNA polymerase II; central nervous system development
Cellular component (GO): nucleus
Molecular function (GO): DNA-binding transcription factor activity, RNA polymerase II-specific; RNA polymerase II cis-regulatory region sequence-specific DNA binding
Source: RefSeq, a predicted model, not a curated record
AAAAAAAGGAUUUCGGUUUGUCCAGCCCUUCUGCGGCAACAGGAGCAGACAGCGAACCCGGUGGAUUUUUUUUUCUUCCCUUCUUCGGCGUUUCUUUUCCAGCGCAAGGACUUCCACUCGGGGAAAAAAACCCAAAAAACAAAACGCAUACAACUGAAAAGCAAAACAAAACCUCAGAGACCGAACACGAGAAAGAGCAAGACUAAUAAUGAACAAUCCUGUUAAUCCGCUGUCCCGAGGGCUGGGGAUGUGCCCCGGCUCGGGAAGUUGUAGGCUGUAGAAGUUCUGCCUCUCGCUCAUGUACUGUGCUGUUUAGAGCUUGUCUCCCCCGACCUUUUUUUUUUUUUUUUUUUUUUUUUUUUAAUUUUUAAUUUUUGGUUUUUGGUGCUUUGUUGCUGUUAUUGUUGUUACCUUAAUUUUUCUUCUUCGUGAUGUGCUGUUAGAAACCACUCCGGGACUACUCCAGCAGUAAGGAAGAGCGAGGAGUGGAGUGGAUGAAUUUACCGAUGAGAGAUCCAGUAAUCCCUGGGACAAGCAUGGCUUAUCAUCCUUUUUUACCGCACCGGGCACCGGACUUUGCCAUGAGCGCUGUGUUGGGACAUCAGCCUCCCUUCUUCCCGGCUCUGGCUUUGCCUCCCAACGGGGCGGCCGCCCUGUCUCUUCCCGGGGCUCUGGCUAAACCCAUCAUGGAUCAGUUAGUGGGGGCUGCAGAGACUGGUAUUCCCUUUUCUUCCCUGGGUCACCAGGCAGCAGCCCAUCUGAGGCCUUUAAAAACUCUGGAGCCGGAAGAAGAGGUAGAAGACGAUCCGAAAGUGCAUCUGGAAGCUAAAGAGCUUUGGGAGCAAUUCCAUAAAAGAGGCACGGAGAUGGUGAUUACCAAAUCGGGAAGGAGAAUGUUCCCUCCAUUUAAAGUGAGAUGCACUGGACUGGAUAAAAAGGCCAAGUACAUUUUAUUGAUGGAUAUUGUGGCGGCUGAUGAUUGUAGGUACAAAUUCCAUAAUUCCCGGUGGAUGGUAGCCGGCAAGGCUGACCCUGAAAUGCCAAAGAGAAUGUACAUCCACCCGGACAGCCCGGCCACCGGCGAACAAUGGAUGUCCAAAGUCGUCACCUUUCACAAGCUGAAGCUCACUAACAACAUCUCUGACAAGCACGGAUUUACCAUUUUAAACUCCAUGCACAAGUACCAGCCCCGGUUCCACAUCGUCCGAGCCAACGAUAUCCUCAAGCUUCCUUACAGCACGUUCAGGACCUACGUUUUCCCGGAGACUGAAUUCAUCGCAGUGACCGCAUACCAGAAUGAUAAGAUCACACAAUUAAAAAUUGACAACAACCCCUUUGCCAAAGGUUUUCGGGACACCGGGAAUGGAAGGAGGGAAAAGAGGAAGCAGCUGACGCUGCAGUCCAUGCGCGUGUACGACGAGAGGCAGAAGAAGGAGAAUCCCACCUCGGACGAGUCGUCCAAUGAGCAGACGGCCUUCAAGUGCUUUGCCCAGUCCUCCUGUCCUGCCGUGCCCGCCGUGGGCACCUCCAGCCUCAAAGAUCUCUGCCCCAGCGAGGGAGACAGCGAUGCAGACAGCAAAGACGACCCCUUGCUAGAAGGCAACGAGUCGGGCAAAAUCAGCACGACCACCGCCGCCACCCCAGCGCCGGCCAGCUCCGCUGCCACCGCGGGGGACGACCCCCGGGACAAGGGCGGCAGCCCCUCCAAAAGCCACUUCUUCCCCGGGGACUCGGCAGGGAGUCGGAGCCGAGAGAGGACUGAGAAAGCCCCUCCGGACUCCCGGCACAGCCCGGCUACCAUCUCUUCCAGCACCCGGGGGGGAAGCCUGAGCGGCGAGGAACUGAAAAGCCCCCUCAGGGAUGGCCCCAAAGUAGACGAGAACCGACUGCUGGGCAAAGAGCCCUUCACCCCCCUGACGGUCCAAACCGACAGCGCGGCCCACCUGAGCCAGGGACACUUGCAGAACCUCGGCUUUCCCCCUGCCCUGGCCGGCCAGCAGUUCUUCAACCCGCUGGGGAACGGGCACCCGCUGCUGCUGCACCCCGGGCAGUUCGCCAUGGGGGGAGCCUUCUCCGGCAUGGCCGCGGGCAUGGGGCCCCUCCUCGCCACCGUCUCCGGGGCAUCCGCCGGGGUCUCGGGACUGGACAACACCGUCAUGGCCACGGCGGCGGCCCAGGGACUCUCGGGAGCGUCGGCGGCUGCUUUGCCUUUCCAUCUGCAGCAGCACGUCCUGGCUUCGCAGGGCCUGGCCAUGUCUCCCUUCGGCAGCCUUUUCCCCUACCCCUACACCUACAUGGCGGCGGCGGCCGCCGCCUCCAGCGCCGCUUCCAGCUCGGUGCACCGGCACCCGUUCCUGAGCGCCGUGCGGCCGCGGCUCCGCUACAGCCCCUACCCGCUGCCCGUGCCCCUGUCGGACGGCGGCAGCCUCCUCACCACCGCCCUGCCCGGCCUGGCCGCCGGCUCCGGAGAGGGCAAGGCGGGCGGGCUGAGCGCCAGCCCCGGCUCCGUGCCCCUGGACUCCGCCUCGGACCUCACCAGCCGCUCCUCCACCCUCUCGUCCGGCUCCGUGUCGCUGUCCCCCAAGCUGGGCGCGGACAAGGAGGCGGCCACCAGCGAACUGCAAAACAUCCAGCGCCUGGUCAGCGGGCUCGACCCCAAGCAGGACAGAUCCCGCAGCGGCUCCCCGUAACCCCCCGGCCCCCGGGAGCUCAUUUCAAAUCAGUCUCGCAGUGCACUUUGUUUGAAAGAAGAAACCACAUCCUCCGCCCCGCGAGUGUUUUGUUGUUGUUGUUGUUGUUUACUCCCUACUUUAUUUUGUUGGGUUUUUUUUCUUCUUCUUCUUCUUCUUCCUCUAUUUUAUUUUUUUCAACAUAUAAAAUCCCGAGGCGUUGUGUGCGUGCUUAACAACAAAAAGGUAUCUGGUGGAACAAGGAAAAAGAGCCGGGGAUGGGGGAGCGCUGGGCGGGAGGCUCCUCACAGGGAGCAGAACUGGCCGGAUCGAGGCACCGGAGGGGUUUGAGGCAUCCUCCUCUAAUUUUUUUUUUUUUUUUUUUUAAACAGUGUAAAAAUAAAAACCCAAACCCAAAACACACCGGAAAAAAAAAAAAAAAGAAAAAAAAAAGAAAAAAAAGAAAAAAAACUAAAACAAAAAAUAAAACAAAAAAAAAUCAAGCAAACUUCUGAAUAAAAAUUAAGUAAGAGAAGUGAUUUUUUUUCUCUCUCUGAAAGAAAAGUGUGUAAGUAACUCGCGUAUUGGUUCUUCAACAGUUGUUUCCUGGGCGGGUUGUUAACCACAACCCCCUCAGUCGAUAUUAAGGGAAGCUGUGUGUUUAAAAUAUUAUUGUGAUGUCUGAGAGCCAGU